AUGAAAGCAACAAAAGCAAAAUCCGGAAACACGGCCACAAACGCUGUGCCCUUCAACAACGCACCCCUUAAAAUUGUGUUCCUUGACUGUGAUGGCGUUGUGUCACCCUUUGGGGGGCCGCUGUUUGCCCCAAGGCAGAUGAAGUUCCUCGCUGAUAUAAUAAACGGGUCGGGAGCGCAAAUUGUGUUGAGCAGCUCGUGGCGCACAACAGAUUUUGGGCGGAAAGAAGUGGCCCGUCAGCUCACCCAGUUUGGCAUGCCAGUUUUCAUCGACUGCACCCCGACGCUUCCGGAUAAACCAAGGUCUGUGGAAAUACUGUCGUGGAUUGAUUCUAACAAAAGAAAGUACAAUAUUGUCAACUUCGUUGCUCUGGACGAUAUUAACUUACCACUCAGCGCCCCUGAUCGCAACUUCUUCGCGCGGCACGCCAUCGUCACGAAUGCGACAACUGGAUUGACGGAAGCUAACGUGAAGCAAGCGCUGCAAAUGCUUUCCGAUACCAACAACAUUUGA
Messenger RNA from Trypanosoma brucei brucei TREU927, 513 nucleotides. RefSeq lists its product as hypothetical. Bases 1 to 513 code for a protein of 170 amino acids. The transcript has a single exon. The record is from RefSeq and is a predicted model, not a curated record. Lineage: Eukaryota; Euglenozoa; Kinetoplastea; Trypanosomatida; Trypanosomatidae.